CCUAGUCUUGCAUUGCCCUGGACUUGGGGUCCAGAGACUAAGAUCAGCUUUGCAUCUCUAGUCCCUGCAACCCCCUACCCAACUUCCACAACUGGAGACAAGAAGUAUAUACAAGCUGAACCACCCACCAAUAAGUCCUUGUCUAGCCUGGUUGUACAGCUGCUACAGUUUCAGGAAGAAGUUUUUGGCAAACAUGUCAGCAAUGCACCGCUCACUAAAUUGCCGAUCAAAUGUUUCCUAGAUUUCAAAGCAGGGGGCUCCUUAUGCCACAUACUUGCAGCUGCUUACAAGUUCAAGAGUGACCAGGGAUGGCGGCGUUAUGAUUUCCAAAAUCCGUCACGCAUGGACCGCAAUGUGGAAAUGUUCAUGACCAUCGAGAAGUCCUUGGUUCAGAAUAAUUGCCUGUUUCGACCUAACAUUUUUCUGUGCCCAGAUAUUGAGCCUAAACUGCUAGGGAAAUUAAAGGACAUUGUUAAGAGACACCAGGGAGCAGUCACUGAAGAUAAGAACAAUGCUUCCCAUGUUGUGUAUCCUGUCCCAGGAAACCUAGAAGAAGAGGAGUGGGUACGACCAGUCAUGAAGAGAGAUAAACAGGUUCUUCUGCACUGGGGCUACUAUCCUGACAGUUAUGACACGUGGAUUCCAGCCAGUGAAAUUGAAGCAUCUGUGGAAGAUGCUCCAACUCCAGAGAAACCUAGGAAGGUUCAUGCAAAGUGGAUCCUGGAUACAGACACCUUUAAUGAAUGGAUGAAUGAAGAAGACUAUGAAGUAAAUGAUGAGAAAAACCCUGUCUCACGCCGAAAGAAGAUUUCAGCUAAGACACUGACAGAUGAGGUGAACAGCCCAGAUUCAGAUCGACGUGACAAGAAGGGGGGGAACUAUAAGAAAAGGAAGUGCUCCCCCUCUCCUUCACCAACCCCAGAAGCUAAGAAGAAAAAUGCUAAGAAAGGUCCAUCAACACCUUACACCAAGUCAAAACGUGGCCACAGAGAAGAGGAGCAAGAAGACUUGACAAAGGACAUGGAUGAGCCCUCUCCAGUCCCCAAUGUAGAAGAAGUGACGCUACCCAAAACAGUCAAUACUAAGAAGGACUCAGAGUCAGCUCCAGUCAAAGGAGGCACCAUGACUGAUCUAGAUGAACAGGAAGAUGAAAGCAUGGAGACCACGGGCAAGGAUGAGGAUGAGAGCAGUACUGGGAACAAGGGGGAGCAGACCAAGAAUCCAGACCUGCAUGAGGACAAUGUAACUGAACAAACCCACCACAUCAUCAUUCCCAGCUACGCUGCCUGGUUUGACUAUAACAGUGUUCAUGCUAUUGAGCGGAGAGCUCUACCUGAAUUCUUUAAUGGCAAGAACAAGUCCAAGACUCCAGAAAUAUACCUGGCUUAUCGAAACUUCAUGAUUGACACUUACCGACUGAAUCCCCAGGAGUAUCUCACAUCCACUGCCUGCCGCCGCAACCUGGCAGGUGACGUCUGUGCCAUCAUGAGGGUCCAUGCCUUCCUAGAACAGUGGGGUCUUAUUAACUACCAAGUGGAUGCCGAGAGUCGACCAACCCCGAUGGGCCCUCCACCCACCUCUCAUUUCCAUGUACUGGCUGACACACCCUCAGGGCUGGUACCCCUGCAACCCAAGACCCCACAGGGCCGCCAGGUUGAUGCUGAUACCAAGGCUGGCCGGAAGGGCAAAGAGCUGGAUGACCUGGUGCCAGAGACGGCUAAGGGCAAGCCAGAGCUGCAGAGCUCUGCUUCCCAGCAAAUGCUCAACUUUCCUGACAAAGGCAAAGAGAAACCAACAGACAUGCAGAACUUUGGGCUACGUACAGACAUGUACACAAAGAAGAAUGUCCCCUCCAAGAGCAAAGCUGCAGCCAGUGCCACUCGAGAGUGGACAGAACAAGAGACUCUGCUACUCCUAGAGGCCCUGGAAAUGUACAAGGAUGACUGGAACAAAGUAUCUGAGCAUGUGGGAAGCCGCACACAGGACGAAUGCAUCUUGCAUUUUCUUCGCCUUCCCAUUGAAGACCCGUAUCUGGAGGACUCAGAGGCCUCACUGGGCCCCCUGGCCUACCAGCCCAUCCCCUUCAGUCAGUCGGGCAACCCUGUUAUGAGCACUGUUGCCUUCCUGGCCUCUGUCGUCGAUCCCCGAGUCGCCUCUGCUGCUGCAAAGUCAGCCCUAGAGGAGUUCUCCAAAAUGAAGGAAGAGGUACCCACAGCCUUGGUGGAGGCCCAUGUUCGGAAAGUAGAAGAAGCAGCCAAAGUGACAGGCAAGGCAGACCCAGCCUUUGGUCUGGAAAGCAGUGGUAUUGCGGGAACCACCUCCGAUGAGCCUGAGCGCAUUGAGGAGAGCGGGACUGAUGAGGCACGGGCAGAGGGCCAGGCCGCAGAUGAGAAGAAGGAGCCCAAGGAACCCCGAGAAGGAGGCGGGGUCGUAGAGGAGGAAGCAAAGGAGAAGACGAGUGAGGCUCCCAAAAAGGAUGAAGAGAAAGGGAAAGAAGGUGACAGUGAGAAGGAGUCAGAGAAGAGUGACGGGGACCCCAUCGUUGAUCCUGAGAAGGAGAAGGAGCCCAAAGAAGGGCAGGAAGAAAUGUUGAAGGAAGUGGUGGAGUCGGAGGGGGAAAGGAAGACAAAGGUGGAGCGGGAUAUUGGUGAGGGCAAUCUCUCCACUGCUGCUGCCGCUGCCCUGGCUGCUGCUGCAGUGAAGGCCAAGCACUUGGCUGCUGUUGAAGAGAGGAAGAUCAAGUCUUUGGUGGCCCUGCUGGUGGAGACCCAGAUGAAAAAGUUGGAGAUCAAACUCCGGCACUUUGAGGAACUGGAGACGAUCAUGGACCGGGAGCGAGAAGCACUGGAGUAUCAGAGGCAACAGCUCCUGGCUGACCGGCAAGCCUUCCACAUGGAGCAGCUGAAGUACGCAGAGAUGAGGGCCCGGCAGCAGCACUUCCAACAGAUGCACCAACAGCAGCAGCAGCCACCUCCAACCCUGCCCCCAGGCUCCCAGCCCAUACCCGCCACAGGGGCUGCUGGGCCACCCACAGUCCAUGGCCUGGCUGUGGCUCCAGCCUCUGUGGCCUCUGCUCCUGCCGGCAGUGGGGCCCCUCCAGGAAGCUUGGGCCCUUCAGAACAGAUUGGGCAGGCAGGGCCAACUGCAGGGCCACAGCAGCCUCAACCAGCUGGAGCCCUUCCACCUGGGGCAGUCCCUCCAGGGAUCCCCCCCCCUGGACCCCAUGGCCCCUCACCGUUUCCCAGCCAACAAACUCCUCCCUCAAUGAUGCCAGGGGCAGUGCCAGGCAGCGGGCACCCAGGCAUGGCGGCCCAGAGCCCUGCCAUUGUGGCAGCUGUUCAGGGCAACCUCCUGCCCAGUGCCAGCCCACUGCCAGACCCAGGCACACCCCUGCCUCCAGACCCCACAGCCCCGAGCCCAGGCACAGUCACCCCUGUGCCACCUCCACAGUGAUGAGCCAGCCAGACACCUUUCCCCUCACCCCCCACGGAGAUCUUGGUUCCAGAAACAGCCUUCCCCCACCACUGGGACCCUUCCCCAGCUGGAGAAUUCAGCACUACGUAAGGAAAGCUCCUCCUGCCCCUCCACAGCCCCCACAUGCCAACAGAGGCAGGCACUUUUAUAUCGGAUUUUCAAAGACUUCUGUUUAAAAAAGAUGUUUCUAAUGUCUGGGAGAAAGGAUAGGAUGGGAUGGGUGCCCUCAGAGGGCUGGGGAAAGGUGUUUAUAUAAGGUUCUACUUAACCACUUCCAAGGGUGCAUUCCCCUCAGAACUACUGCAUUUUUUUUU
Fukomys damarensis (Damara mole-rat) is the source of this 3788-nucleotide messenger RNA. RefSeq names its product SWI/SNF related, matrix associated, actin dependent regulator of chromatin subfamily c member 2 (gene Smarcc2). The record is from RefSeq and is a predicted model, not a curated record. Gene Ontology annotation, biological process: positive regulation of DNA-templated transcription. Gene Ontology annotation, cellular component: npBAF complex; nBAF complex; SWI/SNF complex. Gene Ontology annotation, molecular function: histone binding; nucleosomal DNA binding. The annotation marks the transcript as partial. NCBI's taxonomy places the organism in Eukaryota, Metazoa, Chordata, Mammalia, Rodentia, Bathyergidae. The transcript is spliced from 30 exons.